Panicum virgatum (switchgrass) is the source of this 1564-nucleotide messenger RNA. RefSeq names its product UDP-galactose/UDP-glucose transporter 5B-like. The record is from RefSeq and is a predicted model, not a curated record. Gene Ontology annotation, biological process: transmembrane transport. Gene Ontology annotation, molecular function: 3'-phosphoadenosine 5'-phosphosulfate transmembrane transporter activity. The transcript is spliced from 11 exons. Bases 181 to 1257 code for a protein of 358 amino acids. Gene Ontology annotation, cellular component: endoplasmic reticulum membrane; Golgi membrane. Lineage: Eukaryota; Viridiplantae; Streptophyta; Magnoliopsida; Poales; Poaceae.
CUGCCUUUCCACCGGCGCGGCGCUCCCCCGCUUUUCCCUCUCUCUCUCUCUCUCUCUCUCUCUGCCGCGCACCCCGCCCCGCAUGCGCCCGCAACUGGCCGAGCCGCCCCGAGCCCCACGCCGUCGCCAUCCCCCGCCGUUGCCGUUUCGAUUCACCUGUCGGAGCAGAGGCGGGGAGCCAUGGCGGACGCGGCGGCACCGCCGCCCGGGCUGCCAGUGGCGGCGGGCAGGGACAGGGACAAGGACAAGGACGACCGCCGCCGCUGGGCGGCCCGCUGCGGCUUCGCCGUGCUCGGCAUCAUGGGCACUCUCCUCGUCUACGGCGUCCUCCAGGAAAAGAUCAUGAGAAUUCCCUAUGGAGCAGAGAAGGAGUUCUUCAGAUACUCACUUUUUCUUGUUUUCUGUAACCGCAUCACAACAUCCAUGGUAUCUGCAAUGUUCUUACUGGCAAGUAAGAAAUCAUUGGACCCUGUGGCUCCAUUGCACAAAUAUGGUGUUGUCUCUAUAUCAAAUAUGCUGACGACAACCUGCCAGUAUGAGGCCCUCAAGUAUGUCAGUUUCCCUGUCCAAACACUUGCCAAAUGUGCGAAGAUGAUACCUGUGAUGAUCUGGGGCACAAUAAUAAUGAGAAAGAAGUAUGGUGGAAAAGAUUACUUCUUUGCUGCCAUCGUGACCCUGGGUUGCUCAUUGUUCAUUCUAUAUCCGGCAUCGAUGGAUGUCAGUCCAUUCAACAAAGGCAGAGAAAGCACUAUUUGGGGUGUUUCACUUAUGCUUGGUUAUCUUGGUUUUGAUGGGUUCACAAGCACGUUCCAAGAUAAACUCUUCAAAGGGUAUGACAUGGAAAUACACAACCAAAUAUUCUACACGACAAUGUGCUCAUGUCUUCUUAGUUUAACUGGUUUGAUACUCCAGAAUCAUCUGAUUCCAGCUGUGGACUUCAUGUUCCGUCAUCCAGAUUGCUUCUCUGACGUCGUAAUCCUAUCCAGUGUUGCGACGGCUAGUCAGUUCUUCAUAUCCUACACCAUUCGAACAUUUGGGGCUCUCACAUUUGCUACCAUAAUGACAACUAGACAGCUGGUGAGCAUAUUGCUGUCCUGUGUCUGGUUUGUACAUCCUCUCAGCUGGAUGCAGUGGGUUGGUGCGGCAAUUGUAUUUGGAGCCCUGUACACAAAGAGUUUCUUGAGAAGUAAACCACAGAAGACAGCGGUCGCAAGCCCGCCACGCUGUUCUAGCCCGAAUCCUCCUAACAACAGUUGACAAAAUAAUAUAGGAAAAAAUUGACUUGUUGCAUCGGAACGAAGUCUGUGUCCGAGAUCAACAGCGUCAUGACAAGUUAACCGGGCAGAUAGAUUCCAGAUCUAGCUGUGUUACUACCCCCUGACCUGGAGGAGAUGAAGGUGGACCUAGUGUUAGUUUAGCAUUCAGGCAGUCCAACCCUUAUUAUGUGAGCUGGGUUGCCAAUUUUGUAGCUCAGCCGUGUUCUCUAUUAGCUCUAUGCCUGUAUCGCAACAGUUUCUUGGACCAUUCUACUUUUGGUCUGUAGAAAAAUUUUAUACACUCAACA